This is a messenger RNA of Cuscuta campestris, 1938 nucleotides long. The record is from the annotation of a GenBank genome assembly. Lineage: Eukaryota; Viridiplantae; Streptophyta; Magnoliopsida; Solanales; Convolvulaceae.
UCCACCCAUAUGAUCAUCUCUUUGGAGAAGCUAAUUAAUUAAUAAGAGACGUGCAGCUAGCUAAGGCAGGCAUGGCGGUUUUGAUGGUUACAUUAACAAUUCUCAUCAUUUCCUCAUUCCUCCUCAGACUCUCCUACAAAACCAUCUCUUUCUACUGGUUAACCCCCAGACGCAUCAAGAAAGCCAUGGAAAAACAAGGGGUGCGGGGCCCGGAUCCGCGGCCGCUUCUCGGGAACCUCCCCGACGUGGCGGCCCUGGUCGGGAAAUCCACCGCCGGCGACAUGGGGUCCGUCCACCACGACGUCGUUCCGCGGCUCCUGCCCCACUACGUCGCGUGGUCGGAGACGUACGGCCGGCGGUUUGUGUACUGGAACGGGGUGGAGCCGCGGCUGUGCCUGGCGGAGCCGGACUUGAUCCGGGAGCUUUUGUCCCGGCACACCGCCGUCACCGGAAAGUCGUGGAUGCAGCGGGAGGGGUCGAAGCACUUCGUCGGCCGGGGGUUACUGAUGGCCAACGGCGGCGAUUGGUAUCAGCAACGCCACAUUGUUGCGCCAGCCUUCAUGGGUGACAAACUCAAGAGUUAUGCGGGCUACAUGGUGGAAUGCACCGGGGAGAUGCUUGAAGGGAUGGAAAAGGAAGUGGAGAAGGGAAGAGAUGAGCUGGACAUAGAGAGUUGGAUGACUCGGCUGGCCGCCGACAUAAUAUCCCGGACGGAGUUCGGGAGCAGCUACGACAAGGGCAAGCGCAUUUUCCAUCUCCUCACUCUUCUACAGCGCCUCUCCGCCCAAUCUACCCGCCACUUGUGCUUUCCCGGCAGCCGGUUCUAUCCAAGUAAAUACAACAAUGAGAUAAAAUCGUUGAAAAGUGAGGUGGAGGGUUUACUAAUGGAGAUCAUAAGAAGCCGGAGAGAGAGCGCCGAGAUCGGGCGGAGCAGCACCUACGGCGACGACCUACUGGGACUGUUACUGACGGAGAUGGAGGGGAAUAUUCCCCACAGCAAGAAGGGAAUAUUCCGUCUGAACUUGCCGUUGAUAAUGGACGAGUGCAAGACCUUCUUCUUCGCCGGCCACGAGACGACGGCGCUUCUGCUCACUUGGACCGUGAUGCUCCUCGCUACUAACCCUUCAUGGCAAGAGAGGGUUCGAGAAGAAACCAUGCAGGUCUGCAAUGGCGGCCCUCCCUCCAUUGAUCACCUCCCCAAGCUCACCUUGCUAAACGCAGUGAUAAAUGAAUCACUCCGGCUAUACCCGCCGGUGACACUGCUGCCACGGAUGGCGUUCGAAGACUUCAAGCUCGGCGACCUUCACAUUCCAAAGGGUCUAUCAAUAUGGAUUCCGGUACUAGCCCUCCAUCACAGUGAAGAAAUAUGGGGAAAAGACGCAAAUGAGUUCAACCCAAACAGGUUUCUCUCAAAGCCAUCCCACGUGGCUGCCCGGAGUUCUUUCCUCCCUUUUGCCGCCGGCCCCCGGAACUGCAUUGGCCAAUCCUAUGCUUUGAUGGAAGCCAAGAUUGUGUUGGCCAUGUUGAUGUCAAAGUUCAGUUUUCAGAUCUCGGAGAGCUAUCGUCACGCUCCCGUGGUUGUCAUUAGUAUCAAACCUAAGCACGGCGUUCAAAUCCGUCUCAAGCCUUUGACCAACAAGUGACCGGUCGUGCUCUGAGUCAAGCCUGCGCGGAUUUAUUUUUGUAUGUUUUUUUUUGUGGAGAGUUUCUUUUUUUCCCUUUCUAUACACAACCUUUUUUGUAUACAACAUUUUUGCUGAGGCCAAUGCUUAUAUUAGGCCUAAUGGUAUACAUAGUGAAAACUAAAUUUUGAGAGGUUGAAUUGUACUCCCUCCGUCUCACAAAAAAGUUCCUAUUUUGACCAUUAAUUAGUCAAAUAUUUACAUGCUUUGACCACAUAUUAAAUAUAAUCUAAAUAAAGAAAUGCUAAAAAAAUUU